Messenger RNA from Oryzias melastigma (Indian medaka), 1895 nucleotides. RefSeq names its product transmembrane protein 169b (gene tmem169b). The transcript is spliced from 3 exons. The record is from RefSeq and is a predicted model, not a curated record. Lineage: Eukaryota; Metazoa; Chordata; Actinopteri; Beloniformes; Adrianichthyidae. Bases 194 to 1237 code for a protein of 347 amino acids.
AGCGCAGAUCGUGAUGUGUCGUGGGGGUUGCUGGGACAGGAGUUACAGAAGGGGCGGGGCUAGUGCUAUUCCGGAAAUGUCUUUACGCCGCGCAUCUGUAACGUCCAAAGCGCAGCGCUGGGAUGUGUGUGUGUAUUUCAGCAAUGUGGUACACGGAUCCGGUGAUUGAUUCAUCUUUGGCCCAGAUUUUUCUAUGCGAUUUAUAGCCGUUUUGUUAAAGUUCUUAGUAAAAAAAAAUGUGCAGUCACAGUUUCUCAAGAUCUUCUUGUUAAUAUUCCUAUAUAGUCAGAGGAUAAUCCAUUACAAUCAUAGCUUGUUAGUUUGUAAAAACAUGGCCCAGAUGGAGGGUCCUCAAACUGAAGGGGAAGGCAGCCCUCAGAUGGUCUCCUUAAGGUCUGACACCACAGGGAACCACGUGGACGAUGGAGAGGUGGCACCAUCGAUGAGGAGGAAGAGAAGAAAGAAGAAGGAGCCACGUCCAGAAUCAAUUAUUGUGUACCGCUCUGACAUAGAGAGGGCACCAGAGGAACAAGGUGGAGAGGAUGGGGCAGAGAGGAGCACGGAAGAAGGAGCAAAGUUUCUCCACAGUCCCACAGGCGAAGGAGAAAGCUGGAGCCUUCCCCCAGACAGCCGCUACGUGACCCUAACUGGAACCAUCACACGAGGGAAGAAGAAGGGUCAGGUGGUGGACAUACAUGUCACUUUAACGGAAAAGGAGAUCAGGGAUCUGGCUAAAUCAAAGGAGCGUCUUGAUGCAGAGUGUGAGGCAGGCGAAGGCGCGAAACGUAACUGCACUUUGGGUGUGGGGCGGGGCCCGCACGUGGUCCUGUGGAGCAUCUCCUGCGCUCCCAUCGUUUUCGUCCUCUCCUUCAUCACCUCUUUCUACUACGGCACUCUCACCUGGUACAACGUGUUCCUGGUGUACAACGAGGAGCGGACAUUCUGGCACAAGAUUACAAUUUGCCCCUUUCUAAUCAUCUUCUACCCCAUGCUCAUCAUGCCCAUGGCUGUGUUUCUGGCUCUGUACUCCGCCGUGGUUCAGGUGUCCUGGACCUUCAGCGAGUGGUGGCUGUCGGUGAAAGACCUGGAGAAGGGAUUCUGUGGUUGGGCUUGUGGGAAGCUGGGGCUUGAAGACUGUUCGCCGUACAGCGUGGUAGAGCUGCUGGACUCGGACACUGUUUCUGGCACUCUGCAGAGCAAAGCUCCAAGCGAACAUGCCCAGACGUCAUCAGUUUGAAGGAACAGGUUGCUGCACAAACUCUAUUUGGCCUCAAAUUUCUAGUUUUCAAAUUGAAAAGUCAAGUCUUACCAAUAAAACUCAGUUAAAAAAAAAUCUUACUUUGGAAAUAGUGGAUUAACAUUUUUUUAUGUUUUUUAAUGAAAUGUCUUGGAUAAAGCUGCAGUGGAAUAAUCAGAGGAUUGUGUUUACCAGGGUAUUUUAAAGCUGCUCCUCUACGUUUUCCUGCAAACACUGCCUGAACUGUUCUUGUGUUUGUAAAUGUUCCCACAGACCACAUCAUUGUUGUAUUUUAGCAGGAGAGUCACGAUAGCUCCAAAUGUUCAACAAUACUGGCCUUGGCUUGCAAUGCCAAGCUGAGAAGACUGAUACAAACUAUACUAGGAGUUUACACAAACUUUCACCUCCUCUGUAAAUAUUCCUACCUAACACUUUGUGUUCACUGUCUUUUUCUGUCUAUUCCGGAAGAUUUAAUCGCUAAAAAUUGCACUAUGAGUAGUCCAACUUUGACUAAAAGAAAAAUGUUCCAACAUGUUAAUUCCCCUGUUUUAUUUAAUUUUUUUAUUAUUAUUAUUAACAAAACACACAAAAAAGACUGAAUAAUGUUUGUCAUUCUUGUUUUUACCCAUGAUAGCAUAACUUAAAAGCUUUUAAUAAU